GUCACUUAAGAUAUUCUCAACAGAAGCUACCACUGGAGUGAAAAUGUUGUUCCAACUAGUAGUACUAACAGCUUUUGUGCAAUUAAUCGCAGCGGCUCCCGCGGAUAACCAGCGCAUCAUCAAUGGUACAGACGCUACUAUUAAGGAGUUUCCAUUCAUGCUCUCGCUGAGAAGCUCUGGUGGGGGUCAUAGCUGUGGAGGCAGCAUACUGUCGGAGUACUGGAUCAUGACAGCCGCUCAUUGUGUAAACACUCUCACCACCCCUAGUCUACAAUCGAUCCAAGUUGGCCGGACGAACAUUAGCAGAGUAGCCGAUGAAUCGGUGUUCAGGAUAGAACUUGUUAUUCCGCAUCCAGAUUACACUCCGUCGAACAGUUACGUGAACGAUAUAGCCUUGUGUAAGCUGGCAAGCCCCCUUGAGUUUAGUGAAUCAGUUCAACCUGUCACACUUCCGAAGCCGUGUUAUGAGGUUGACGAAUCGGACCCCAAAGUUACCUUAAUAGGGUGGGGCUUGAACGAUGAUGGUGUUGUUCCCCCUACAUUGCAAAAGGUUGACUACUAUGCAGUUCCAAACGAGCAGUGCAACGAGAUUCACAGUAGCACAAUCUAUCCGAGCCAAAUUUGUGCCGCUGAGCCUGGCGGUGGUAAGGGACAGUGCAGUGGAGAUUCCGGUGGUCCGUUGCUGCACGAUAAUGUACAAGUUGGGAUUGUCUCCUGGAGUAUAAAACCUUGCACAAUUGCACCAUAUCCAGGAGUAUUGACCAAAGUGUCCCACUUCAUCGAUUUUAUUUAUGAGAACACCGAUUUAGAACAUACAGGAGAGCCAAUCGAACAGUGCUCGUAGAAUAAUGAUGAUUGUUGUUGUUUGUGUUUGUUAUGCUUGAUUCCUGUCAAAACUGGUUAAUUAGUGUAUAAUUAGUAUAAAAAUAUGGUCACAUGGUUAAUGUUCGAAACUACGUAUGAUCUAAAAAUCGUUCUAUUUAGUGAAAUUUUUAAUUAAAUUAUAAGAAGAAUUUCGAAAAAAAUUGAUUUAUUU
This is a messenger RNA of Wyeomyia smithii (pitcher-plant mosquito), 1036 nucleotides long. Its product is annotated as trypsin II-P29-like. Gene Ontology annotation, molecular function: serine-type endopeptidase activity. Lineage: Eukaryota; Metazoa; Arthropoda; Insecta; Diptera; Culicidae. The coding region runs from base 44 to 844 and encodes 266 amino acids. Gene Ontology annotation, biological process: proteolysis. The record is from RefSeq and is a predicted model, not a curated record. The transcript is spliced from 3 exons.